AUGCUCAAUGAAGCAGGAAAACGAGUGAGGGAGCAAGGAAUGUGGGCUACCUUGUUCCUGAACAAUGGUGGAAUUAGCACAACUACUAUUCAUCUAAAAAUUAAUGGUUUGUUAGAGAUAACUAUGGUAGACACGGAAAAUGGUGUUAAUGUGAAUGUAAAACUUGUUCCUUCAAAAGAAAACUUGGCUGACGCAUUGACUAGAGUUCGAAGUAGAUUGUUGAAUAAAUUGACGGAGGCUAAGCAUUCAAGUAAUUCCAUUGAAGCAGUGUUUGCAGAGGCUGAAUCUAUUUCUAGCAUACACAAGAGAACUGAAGACUUUGAAGUGAAUCGCACUCUAAACUUUGUUCGUAAAGUAAUUCCACCCGCUACCGAAAAUGACGUUAGAGAGCUUGAAUAUUAUAGUACAAGCUUUUUGGUCACUAAAUGCAAAUGUUCUCAUUUAACAGCUUUUGGUAGUUUUUUGGUUUCUGCAAACCCACUUCCUAAGUUUUCAAUAACAAAAUUAAAAGCAGGGUAUAUUCUUCUUGUAACUGUUGUUUUAAUAAUUAUGCUAUGGAUUCUUGGCUUACUACUGACCAGGAGAAUAGAAAAGUACGAUCCAACAACAGUUGGAGUGUGUCCACUUCUUGAUAAUUUACCUGAAGAUAACUAUUUGUAUAAAAUUGUAGUGAUUACUGGUAGCCAAAGAAAUGCUGGUACAAAAUCAAACAUCUUUCUUACUAUUACCGGUGAUGUAACUGACAGUGGAGUGAGAUGUUUAAAAGUUCUAGAAAAAGAUUGUUUUCAAAGAUCAAGCUGUAGUGUUUUAAUAAUGGCUACACAAAGUACACUUGGUGACUUGGAUUUUAUUCGAAUAUGGCAUGAUAAUAGUGAGGGAGGGUGGUACAUAAAAAAUAUUGUUAUCACUGAUCUUCAAACUGAAAAAAAAUUUUUAUUUAUUGGUCAACGUUGGAUCGCAACUAAUAGCAACCAAUCUUUAGACUGUGUUAUUCCAGUAGCAUCAAUUGAAGAGUCUACAAAUUUUCAUUUUGUUUUUAAAACAAAGUUCUAUAAGAAAUUUCUAGAUGAACAUUUAUGGUUUUCAAUAUUUGCUUCUCCAUCUAGAAGUAACUUUACCAGAUGCCAGCGGUUGUCUGUUGCUGUUUCCUUGAUAAUGACUACAAUGGUGAUUAGCACAAUGUUUUAUAAGCCUCUUCUUCUAGCUUAUCCAGAUACCGAAAAGAAAACUGUUUUUUUGUUGCUGGUUUCUUCAUUAGCCAAGUUACCUGUAGAACUGUUAUUAAUAAAAAUGUUUCGUUCAAGGUUAAAUUCUUUAAAAAAUGUUAAAAGCAAUUCAAACAGAUUUAUAAAAAUAUCAAAGAUUGGAAAAAUGAAAAAAAACAACAAGAUAUAUCCAAUGCAUAAUGUUUCAAAUGGAAAUUUUAACGAACAAAAAAAAAUGGUUAAAAAAAAAACUUAUCUAUUCAACUGGUAUUUAUAUAUAGGAUGGUUUAUUAGUGUUGGAAUCACAUUUGUUUGUGGCUUCAUAGUUUUACUAUAUGGGUUCGAGUUUGGAAAUGCAAAAUCAUUAACUUGGUUGUCAACUGUAGCUAUUGAUCUAGCUAAAGAUACAUUUAUAACUGAACCAAUGAAAAUUUUUGUCUUGGCGAUUAUAACAUCACUUGUUGAUAAAAAAAUUGAUGAAGAAACUAUUGAAGGUGAAAAUGCAGUCUUGUCAUAUAAUGAAGUUUGGCUCCACAGAAUGAAAUAUGAAAUAUCAAUAUUAAAAAAAGAUCAUUUAAAACUUCAACCCAUUGAUCCAAAAAUACUGAAUAUGAUAAGGGAAUUAAGAGUGAAACACCAAAAGAUGAAUGCUUUAAUUGCAGAACUUGUUAUGUAUGCAUUAUAUGCAAGUUUAGUGUUCUUCAUUGCCUAUCAAACAUGUGAAGAUGUUGCUUUUUUUCAGACUAAAAAUGUGAAAGAUCUUUUUAACUUGCAUUUGAGGCCAGAUGUUUCAUAUCCGGAUUGUACAGAUUUUAACAAGAUUCAAUCGUCAAAAGACUUUUGGCCCUGGAUGGAGAAUUUUUUUUUACUUCAAGUUUAUCCAGAUCCUUGGUAUAAUUUGAGUGAAUUAAAUUCAAACACCAAAAAAAAAGAUUUUCCUGGAAAACUGUUUUUAAACGAUCUUAACUCAAAGAUUGUGAAUGGAAUACGAGUUCGACAAAUUAGAGUGCAGCCAAUUUCAUGCAUAAAAGCCAGCUUGGUUGCUGAGUAUGUUAAAAAAGAUUGCUUUUCUCAAUAUGCUUCUGCUUCAGAAGAAACUAAAGAUUUUUAUUUAAAUUGGACUUUACCAAAGCAGAGUAAUUUAUCCAAAAAUUCAUUAAAAACUCCAUGGAGUUAUCAAACAUGGCAAGAACUUGAUGGGUAUCCAUAUGUAACUGAUUUAAACACAUACUAUGGUGGAGGUUAUGUUAUAGAAAUUUUUCCCAAACAGAACAACAAGGCUUUACUGGAACAAGUUAAGGAAUCUAGAUGGAUUGAUAGACAAACACGAGCUCUUAUAAUUGAGUUUUCUUUGUUUAAUGGUAAUACUAAUUAUUUUAAUGUGAUCACAAUGGUCUUGGAAUUUCCAAUGUCUGGUGGAGUUGUUUCUGACUCUUCCAUUAUUACUUUUAAAUUAUACUCAUCAACCAAAGAAUCAAAAACUACCAUGUUGGUUUCUCUAAUACUGUUUAUUUUGAUUAUGUUAAUGAUUACAGUUCGAGAAUGUCGUUUUUUGUAUCGAACAGGUUGGGUAUACUUUUUAGAAUUUUGGAACCUAGUUGAGGUUGCAAUAAUAAUAUUUUCAUACAUUGCUGUUGGUUUUUUUUUUUAUAAAGACUAUCUAGGAAAGUUGUUAUUGGAAAGAUUAUCUACUAAAAAACCAGAGACAUUUAUUAACUUCCAGCUUGCAUCAUACUGGAACUUGACUUAUGUAAACAUUGUCGCGCUUAUUGUUUUUUUUGUAACUUUGAAGUUCAUUAAACUCUUGCGGUUCAAUCGUCGAAUUUCAAUGUUAUCUUCAACUUUGAAAGCUGCAUGGUAUCCUUUAUCGAUGUUUGGAAUUAUAUUUUUUAUUAUAUUGUGUUCCUUUAUAAUUUCAGCCAACAUUAUGUUUGGUGCUUUCAUAGAUGGAUAUCAAACUUAUUUCAAAACAGUUUCUUCUAUCAUUUCCUUAUUAUUAGGAAAGUUUAAUUACAGUCAGUUUAAAAAUGCAAACCCUGUUCUUGGACCAAUAUUUUUUUUAACAAUUAGUAUCACUUUUAUUUGGAUAGUGAUAAAUAUGUUUAUAUCCAUCCUAGUUGAUGCUUUUCAAGUAGUCCAUGAAAGUCUUGAACAUGAGAAAAAUGACUAUGAGAUGGUUGACUUUAUAUUGGAGCAUUUUAAAGAUUGGCUUGGAUUUAAAUCAUUAAAAAAUGAUGACAUGACACACCAAAAUGAUGUUAUUGAUACAAAUUUAAAUUCUGUGUUAGAUACUUCUGCUUCAGUUACUUCAGAGGGAAAAUUUAAAAAGAAUUUCUUUGAUCUUUGUAAAGUUAAAAAAGAAAGGCUUCAUGCAGUUGAUACAACAACUAAUGAUAACCCUACAAUGACUUUGAUUGAACGAAGUUUUUCCAAAUAUGAUUAUUUAUUAAACGAUAAUGACGUCGAUGCAAACGAAUCACUAAACAAAUUUAUUGUUUGUGCAAACCUUCUCCUCGAAUCUUCUUUGGCUGAGGAAAAUAAUAAUGUUUCAAAAAAGGUUGAAUGCCGUACGAAUAACUUAAAAACUGACGCCGAAGAAAAAAAUCAUCACGUUUUUUUGAACAUGAUGAUUGUUUAAAAAAAAAAAGAUAUAGAUAUCAUAUAAAAAAAAAGAUAUAGAUAUCAUAU
Messenger RNA from Hydra vulgaris (swiftwater hydra), 3893 nucleotides. The record is from RefSeq and is a predicted model, not a curated record. Lineage: Eukaryota; Metazoa; Cnidaria; Hydrozoa; Anthoathecata; Hydridae.